AUGGCUACCGCAACUCAGACACAAACGACCGAAGCUCUGCCCCAGGUUCAUCAGAAUCCCACUGCGGGCCCGCUGGUUCACCACUCAAACCAGAGCCAGGAGCUCAUUCAUGCCUCUCAACGCCGCGAGACGGGCGCGCUGAGCCAGCAACCACGCCCGCAGAGCGCUGUGGUCUACCAGCCGCCCACCCACGAGGACAAGCCCGGCGAGAAAAGAGAGGCACAGUUCUUGCCAUGCUUCCUGUCAGUUUUCUUCCCUAAGCCAUAUGACAAGGAGAAGCCUCGGCAGAUGCCCCUGUGCUUCACAAUCCACGGGGGUGGGUUUAUCAUGGGAACUCCCCAGGACAACGAUGCAUGGAAUGCCAAAUUUGCCAGUCGGUACUCGGCAACAGUCGUUGCCCUGAACUACAACAAAGCGCCCAAGACGACGUUUCCCAUGUCGGUUCACGACGUUGAGGCCCUGAUACUUGCGACUCUGUCCGAUCCCGAGAUUGCUCCCCACAUCGAUCGUUCUCGGAUUGCCGUCGGCGGCUGGGAUGCGGGCGGAAACCUCGCCUUGACUGUCACCCAACUGCCCGCUAUCCGGCCCAUCGUCAGCUCAGUCUUCGCCUUCUACCCGCCAUGCGACUUCACUGUGACCCAUCAUCAAAAGAGCCGGCUCCGGCGAUACAAGGCCGGGGUCGGUGGCUUCCGCGCCCGCGAAACGGACUACAUGCUUUCCAUGUCGCCCAUGAUCGACUGGUCGUACAUUCCUCACGGAACCGACCUCCGCAACCCGCUCCUCAGCCCGUUCUUCGCAGAGCACGACAUUCUUCCUCGUCGCGUCAUGAUCAUCGGCUGCGAGCUGGACAUGUACGCCCACGAGGCCUGGCGCACCAUCAGCAAGCUUGCCGGCCGCGAGGUGCCCGCUAUGGAGCAGACUGUUGGCCGUGAGGGCCAGUCCGACCACGGGCAGAUGCUCUUUGACGACGACCGCUUCCACUUUGAGCAGACCUACAACGACGGGUCCAGCUACAAGUGGCUGCUUGUCCCAGACACGAUCCACAACUUUGACCAGCGCAUUGGCGGCGUCGUGCGCGAGCCGGACUUCCGAGCUGACGCCGAACACAAGAGCGAGGCCUGCCUCAAGGAGAUUGGCGAAUGGCUGCUCGGCCCUUUCCAUUCAGCCCGGACGAAUGGCGUGGGCAACGAGAACAAUGGUAACACCAAUGAAGCCUGGUGGGUGUGA
Diaporthe citri is the source of this 1227-nucleotide messenger RNA. RefSeq lists its product as uncharacterized. The record is from RefSeq and is a predicted model, not a curated record. Lineage: Eukaryota; Fungi; Ascomycota; Sordariomycetes; Diaporthales; Diaporthaceae. Bases 1 to 1227 code for a protein of 408 amino acids. The transcript has 8 exons. Gene Ontology annotation, molecular function: hydrolase activity.